Molecule: messenger RNA, 1263 nt
Organism: Rhipicephalus sanguineus (brown dog tick)
Lineage: Eukaryota; Metazoa; Arthropoda; Arachnida; Ixodida; Ixodidae
Product: tigger transposable element-derived protein 4-like
Exons: 2
Coding region: 1-1263 (420 amino acids)
Cellular component (GO): nucleus
Molecular function (GO): DNA binding
Source: RefSeq, a predicted model, not a curated record
AUGGCUCCGAUGCCGCCCGUUGCUGCACCGUCGGGAGUGAAGAAACGCGGCCAACGUGGGAGCUACAAGACGCUCACGAUGGCGAAGAAAGCGGAGAUAAUUCGCCAGGUAGAAGGCGGCCGACCUCAGUCUGAAGUUGCUCGGGAAUUUUCCGUUUCCAAGCAAACCGUCUCGGACUACCUCAAGCAGAAGGCUAAGAUCCUGGAGGCAGCUGAGAAAGCAUCUGCGGGUAUGCAGAAAAAUUUCCGGGACGGCAGCCACCCGCAGCUUGAAGAGGCGCUGAGCAUGUGGUUGAGUGCCACGGUGGCUAGGAAAAUACCCGUGUCUGGCGAUCUGCUGAGACAGAAAGCAGAGACGCUCGCCCUGCGCAUGGGUAUUACCGGCUGCAAGUUCAGUGACGGCUGGUUGCGCAACUUUAAGAAAAGGUAUGACCUGGCCUUCAAGCGAAUGUGUGGCGAGAGUGGUUCCGUCGACCAAACGCUCGUGACCAACUACCGCGCCGACAAGCUAUGCGCACUGCUGCGCCAGUAUCCACCAGAAAACGUCUUUAAUUGUGACGAGACUGGACUUUUCUAUAAGAUGCUGCCCGACAAGACGUUAGCUUUGUCUGGCGAACCCUGUCAUGGGGGGAAGCAUAGCAAGGAGCGACUGACAGUUGUUGUAGGAGGCAACAUGACGGGGACGGAGAAACUUCCGCUCCUUGUGAUAGGGAAAUCAAAGAAUCCGAGAUGUUUUAAAGGCGUCAAAUCACUCCCUGUGUGGCAUGAAGCAAAUUCGAAGGCGUGGAUUACGCAAAACCUCUUCGAACAGUACCUUCGCAAGCUCGACCGCCGGUACAAACAGCAAAAUCGCAAGGUGCUGAUGUUCGUCGACAACUGCGGUGCCCAUGGGCAUAUCGACAACUUGAAGGCUAUGACAGUGGAGUUUUUGCCGCCUAACACGACAAGCGUGUUGCAGCCCAUGGACCAGGGCGUGAUCAAAAACUUGAAAGUUCAUUACCGGUCGCGCCUCCUGAAUCAGUUGGACGAUGACGAGAUCGUCUGUCAGGUCUGCAAGCCGGCGCUGGCGGACAGUGACUCCGACGAUGACGCGCCGCCCGCACCACAACCAUCAAAUGCGGACUUAGCGCAGGCCAUAUCGAUGCUGUUGUCUGUCUACAGCGACGGCCAGACACUUGCAGAGGUACAGGCCGACGUGGUCGCGCGUAAGCGUGCGUGUGUGCAGACGCGCAUAGCCAGUUUUUUCGGGCAAUCGGGCCAAUGA